Paramacrobiotus metropolitanus is the source of this 1286-nucleotide messenger RNA. RefSeq lists its product as uncharacterized. The coding region runs from base 191 to 946 and encodes 251 amino acids. NCBI's taxonomy places the organism in Eukaryota, Metazoa, Tardigrada, Eutardigrada, Parachela, Macrobiotidae. The record is from RefSeq and is a predicted model, not a curated record. The transcript has 3 exons.
AGCUCGCACCACAAAGACAGUUCAGUCUUACGGACACAGCUUUUGAAAUUGCUUUCGGUUUUGUUGACUAGGCUUUCAUGGUUUUUCUCGCUCGAAAGGGGUAAAAAAUUGCAAAGGCAUUUUUUGUUGCCGAAAGCUUAAAGUACUGAGCCUGGUUCGGCAGUGUUGUUUUUAGGUUGUUUGUAUCAAAAUGACACUAGUCGGUGCUGGUGAGAACUGGCUGGAUCAGUUGGACAUUCCUGCGAUCCCACAUUUUUCGGAUCCCACUUUUAAUCCGUAUGGGUAUGAUGGGGCCGACGAAUGGUUCAACGGACGACGUGAAACCGGAGUUCCUGUCCAGAUAGUACAGACUUGGAAAACUGAGACCACAGACAACGGCAGCGUGACCGUGACGGGAACGCUUCAACAACCGGAAAUGGCGCUGACCGAGCCGGUGACGGAAGACAGCAGCCAAGACGACCGUUCCUCGGAAGGCGUCAGUUACGCGACGGCUCAUGCAACCAAAGCAACAAUCCCACUGCUAUCUGCGAGUCUGAACAACCCUCAGCUGACUGCCCACAAUCAGAUCCAUAAGAACAGUCCAUUACGAAUGAAAGCGAAACUUCCAGCGCCGCUAUUUGUCAAGCCUACUGGCACUCACAGAGUUCCGGUCGCACUUAGUAAGCCCGUUGGGCCACCGUCCCGUGUUGUGGCGCCGCUGCCCAAACCGGCAUCACCUAUUGGUAAAAAUAAGAUGGAUCGACCCGUGAAGCAUUUUGUGUCCUCACCUGUUCCGAGCACCGAUGGGGGCAAGCGUCUGCAUGGAUUGAAUAUGCGACAUAAUGAACCGGAUAAGCAUAGUGGCAAGCGACACUCAGUGGCUGCCGCUCGUGCCGGAGAGUAUUUCAUUCGAACCCUGCGCGACUAUCCUGAAGAGGGUAAAUCGACGGCGUUCUGGAAAAAGUGACACCAGCUUCGUGACUGAAUUGAGAAAUACGCGAACACCAUGAAUUCCCCGCCUCUUUCCUUCUAAAAGACUGCGAAGUGUGCACGUAUAGGAAAUCAGGAGUGUUUCUUUGCAAACUCAAUGGAACUAAAUGUCUGUAUUUAAUGUGUAUGUAGACUGUUUGAUUCAUUCUCAUUUCUCCUCCGAUAAUCGUGCUUUUGUUGUUUGCUUUAUCACCGAUGCUCAACUUUUUUGACAUCACGAUGUACUUAUCUGUCUAAUUUUCUAUUGUUAUUGUUAAAUAUAAUAUAGCUCGCUGAGUAACUAAAAAUCAAAAAAUAAACAACAGCUAAAAAAACCA